UUCGGAUUUCGGAGCCACCCACCUACUGGUCAGAGCCGCGUUGCGAAUGGAGUAAUUUGCAGCGGAGCACAGACAGAGCCAACGACUGGUAGACGAGCCCCUCUCUCUCUAGUCUCGACCCCUCUCUCUCUCUCUCUCUCUCUCUCUCUCUCUCUCCAAGCACACUCGAUUGGAGCCCUAAUUUCUCACUUUCACCAAAGCUCACCGUGAUACCCUAACCUUUCUGGUUCUCCAUGUCCUCCGAAUCGGGAGCUUCGACCUCCGGCGACGAAGCCUCCGAGCCAAACCCUAACCCUGACCAUACUCCCAAACCCCCCGAAGACCAAUUGGCAGCCCUCGCAUUGUCGGAGGUCGAUAGCCACGGGAAUGGCGUCGGACAUGGAUCGGCCGCGGAGAACAAUCACCAGGAGAUCGAAAGCGACGAGGAGGAAGUCCAGGUCAAUUCGGUUGCUCCUGGUUUAGCUGAGGUGGAGGAGGCGAGCGAGGGUUCGCCACGUGGUGGAGUCGGCGGUGGUGUUGUGUGGGCGACGACCAAUUCGGAGCUGGAGAUUGAUGGGCCGUCGAGCCCUAGCAGCAGUGGGUAUGCGGGUGAAAGAGGUAGUAGUGCCAGUAGUGGUGGCUCUGGAACUGAUGAGAUUUCGGAAGUGAGGAAAGAUGAGAUUGUCGAUAGGUUUCCAGAUUCGCAAACCCCGUGGGUGCCCAGUAAACGGCAUGUCGAUGAGGAUGAUGCUUCCAUAUCAUGGAGAAAGAGGAAGAAACACUUUUUCAUACUAAGUCACUCUGGCAAACCAAUAUAUUCCAGAUAUGGAGACGAACACAAGCUAGCAGGAUUUUCAGCAACAUUACAAGCCAUAAUUUCCUUUGUGGAGAAUGGUGGGGAUCAUGUCAAAUUGGUUAGGGCUGGAAAGCAUCAGGUGAUUUUUCUUGUCAAGGGACCAAUUUACUUAGUAUGCAUCAGCUGUACAGAAGAGCCUUACGAGUCUUUGAGGGUGCAAUUGGAACUUAUUUAUGGUCAGAUGCUACUUAUUCUUACUAAGUCAGUAAAUAGAUGUUUUGAGAAGAAUCCGAAGUUUGAUAUGACACCGUUGCUAGGAGGAACAGAUACUGUCUUCUCAUCCCUCAUCCAUUCAUUCAGUUGGAAUCCUGCCACUUUUCUUCAUGCAUACACUUGUCUUCCCCUUGCUUAUGCAACAAGGCAAGCAGCAGGUGCCAUAUUGCAAGAUGUUGCUGAUUCUGGUGUUCUGUUCGCAAUACUGAUGUGCAAACACAAGGUUAUCUGUCUUGUUGGUGCUCAAAAGGCCUCUCUUCAUCCUGAUGACAUGCUGCUACUUUCCAACUUUGUCAUGGCAUCAGAAUCAUUUAGGACAUCUGAAUCUUUCUCUCCAAUUUGCUUGCCUAGAUAUAAUCCCAUGGCAUUUUUGUAUGCUUAUGUCCGUUAUCUUGAUGUUGAUACAUACUUGAUGUUGCUUACUACUAGUUCAGAUGCCUUUUAUCAUCUCAAGGAUUGCAGGAUUCGUAUUGAAUCGGUUCUGUUGAAGUCAAAUGUACUUAGCGAGAUUCAGAGAUCCAUGCUAGAUGGUGGGAUGCGUGUUGAGGAGUUGCCUCUCGAUCCUUUGCCACGUGCUGGAUCUUUUUCUCCUCAUUUGGUUCAACAUACAGUUCAAACAGAUUCUCCUGACAGGUUCAGGGAACCAUAUAUUGGCGUAGGCGGUCCCGCUGGACUUUGGCAUUUUAUAUAUAGGAGUAUAUUUUUGGAUCAGUAUGUAUCAUCCGAGUUCUCACCGCCAAUAAGUAGUCCUCGUCAGCAGAAAAGAUUAUACAGAGCUUAUCAGAAGCUUUAUGCUUCCAUGCAUGACAAAGGAAUUGGGCCACACAAAACCCAGUUUAGAAGAGAUGAGAACUACGUUUUACUAUGCUGGGCCACCCAGGACUUUGAGCUUUAUGCAGCUUUUGAUCCACUUGCAGACAAGGCAUUGGCAAUAAAGACUUGCAACCGGGUUUGUCAGUGGGUGAAAGAUGUGGAAAACGAGAUUUUUUUGCUAGGAGCAAGCCCCUUUUCAUGGUGAUAUCCCAUUAUAUUCUGUAAUACUUCCUGUACCAUAGUUCUGUUUCUUUAACAAAGUUCAAGUUAUCAUUUUUGUCAUACGCAUUUGAAAUAGCAGGCGAUGUUGAUCUUAACUUACCACGUUGUUGCUUCAGCUUCAAAAGGUUUGCAUUUGGCACAGAUGUAAAAGCAGUUACAAAAACAAUCCUUUUAACACAUGGUUAUAAGUUUUUUCACACGCAAA
Messenger RNA from Pyrus x bretschneideri (Chinese white pear), 2288 nucleotides. Its product is annotated as vacuolar fusion protein MON1 homolog. Gene Ontology annotation, biological process: vesicle-mediated transport; protein targeting to vacuole. NCBI's taxonomy places the organism in Eukaryota, Viridiplantae, Streptophyta, Magnoliopsida, Rosales, Rosaceae. The record is from RefSeq and is a predicted model, not a curated record. The transcript has 14 exons. Bases 234 to 2066 code for a protein of 610 amino acids.